Messenger RNA from Neodiprion virginianus, 2176 nucleotides. RefSeq lists its product as uncharacterized. The record is from RefSeq and is a predicted model, not a curated record. The transcript is spliced from 5 exons. Gene Ontology annotation, cellular component: DNA ligase IV complex; nucleus. Gene Ontology annotation, molecular function: DNA end binding. The coding region runs from base 339 to 1196 and encodes 285 amino acids. NCBI's taxonomy places the organism in Eukaryota, Metazoa, Arthropoda, Insecta, Hymenoptera, Diprionidae. Gene Ontology annotation, biological process: double-strand break repair via nonhomologous end joining.
UUGAAAUGCAUACAUACAUUAGUAUCUGCUGACAACUAAAAUGAUCAUGUGAUAGUUACAUAUUGCAUUGCUGACAAAGUCACCGAAACGUAUCGCAUUGAUUACACACUUUUUCUCUCCAGAGUGAUGAAAUUGUUUCAAACUCCGGGGAACAUUAGUGUUGGCAAUUGACUGUGCUUGCGUGAUCAUUAAAAAAAGUUGGGAAAAUUGACGAAAACACUGAAUAUAUACUUGCAACUAAUUUUCACCAGCUUUGAGGUUAUGACAGUAAACUUCGUAACAUUUGUGAAGCUUGAAGGAAAUACGCUUUCCUUUACGAAGAAUCAUAAAAUUACUCCAUGGGGAAUAAAUGGAAAGAUAUUAAAAUAAAUAACACAGAAUACAUAUUAUCCGUUUCCCAUAACAAAGAUGUAUGGAAAAUAGUAUUAUCAAACCUUGUUGAAGUAUGGAUGGAAACUAUAACGAAAGACGUUGCCUUACUACGAUGUCAGUCGCUGAACUCGAUGUUGGAUGUAGACGAGUUUAACAUUGAAGAGACUUUUGACGUGAUACUGAAUGAUAUACCCAAAUAUGCAGUCGACAUAUCUGUGGAUGAGAUCAAGCUUGUAACUUGUAUAGAUGGGGGUGAAUUCAAAUUUGAUAUAAAAUUGACAAAAGGAAGUCCUCAUCAGUUUUGGAAUGAAAUUACAAAACCGUUGUGUCAAUCUGUAAUGGAAUUACAACGUAAACACGAGAUUGUUGUAGAUUUGAUUAAAAGAAAAGACGAAGCGCUUAUAGAGUAUAAAUUAAGCGGCGCUCAAUUAAUUAGAAAAAAUAUUGAAACACCGCCUUACAGUGUGGAUAUAUUUGUGAAUAAAAUUUCUGUACAUAACACACAAUCAAAUGAAUGCUUAAACGCAUUUAAAUCCAUGAUGGACGUACAUAAUGAGCUGGAAAAACGUGAUUCUUCGUUAAAUGAUAGUCACAAUUCUUUGCAACAAGAGCCAAGCAGUCCAAAUUCUGUUCAACCUAACAUCAAGACAGAAGUUGAAAACAUAGAAGUAUCUGAAGAAAAUGCUGCUGAACCAAGACCGAGCAGUUCCAGAGAUAAUUUGCGAAUCAAAAAGAAUGAGCAAAAACGAUCUAUAACAAAUGGUAUAGGACACAUCUCGCUGGCUUCUUUCAAAAAAACCAAGCAAAAAAUCUCUAACCGUUGAGCAAAAACCAAAUAUUAAUGGCUAUUACUGAGUUGUACGAUUUUGAAGAAGCACUAAAUAACGCUACUUCGUUUUUUGAUAGAAAAAAUUAUUAGUCAAUCACUAAAUUUUAGAAAUACUCUUCAAAUUCCUUGAUGGAAGUAAAACGCGCUAUUAUUUAUACAAUCUUUACACUGUAUAGUAUAUAUCUUAGGAAUUAUACAUCUGAUAAUAAAUAGGAGUUACAAGUUAUUUAAGUAUUCAAGUUCUGACUGUUGCCAAUAUUGUGUGCCUGACUAUUCAAUUGAUCAAGUAAAGCCAAAGAGCUCGUGACACUGAUUGUGAGUUACGACGUUAAAUAUCGAGGGCAGUGCAAUAUUCAUUGUUAGCUAAACUUUUCCGACUUUAUCCUGACCAAUAGCUGUAGAUCACGUUUUAUUUGCUCUUCAUAAACUUAUUAACACAAUUUAUAGUGUUAGUAGCAAGGAAUUUGAGUCGUCGAUCAAGCUUGAUUCAUCCGAAAGUCAAGUACACUUGAUAUAUUACAACCGGCAAUUGAAUAAUUGAUAAGAUUAACGGUACGGCAGAGUACAAUAAUAUUGAUUUGUAUAAAGCAUGUUAAUUUACUCGGCUUUUAAUUUUAUAGUUUCAAGUGCAUUCAAAUUUUCAGUCAUUGAUGAAAAAAUUAUUACGUGUUUGAAGGUAAUGUGGAAUAGGUUUUUAAAUUUCCAACAAUUGCAUUUCAGGUUUGCUAAAAUACAGAGCUGGAUAUUUGCGUUUUAUUUUCCCAGAAUGUGUGUGAUUGUUUUCUUGACUCACCUCAUUACUCAAUACAUAGCGCCAUUUAAUUACUUCACAAUUAACAUGUGACAUCGCAAUGGUCACUGUUAAUAUACACGCAUUGUAUUAUUGUAAUACAUUCCACAAGCUUUCAAAGUUUUGUGAAUAUGUAAACAAUAAAAAUUUAUAUUGCACCAAAUAAAAACGUUACAUUUUUCUAA